GGCAAAGGAGCGAAGAGGAAGAGGACACAAGCUGCCAGUUAUGGAAGAUGUAAGGGAUAGUACAUUGAAAGGAUGUUGCUCCAAAAAUAUACUGACCAUCCUUGGCUUCUUCUUUAUUGGGACUCUGAUUGCUAUGAUCACCAUCGGUCUGACCCAGAACAAACCAUUAAUAGAAAAUCUCAAGUAUGGAAUCGUGCUGGAUGCUGGCUCUUCUCAUACAAGUUUGUACAUCUAUGCAUGGUCAGGAGAAAAGGAAAAUGACACAGGGGUGGUGACACAGGUAGAUGAAUGUACAGUACAAGGUCCUGGUAUCUCAAAGUACAUCUAUAGGAUAAAUGAGUUAAAAACUUACCUGACUGAAUGCAUGAACAAAGCCAGUAGCGUCAUUCCAUUGUCCAAGCAUGAAGAAACACCUGUUUACCUAGGAGCCACAGCAGGCAUGCGAUUGCUCAGGAAUGAAAAUCCACAGCUGGCAGACCUGGUCAUGACAGAGGUGUCAAACAGUCUCAACAGCUAUCCCUUUAACUUCCAGGGUGCUAGGAUCAUCACUGGCAAUGAGGAGGGUGCAUUUGGCUGGAUUACUAUCAACUAUCUGCUGGGCAAAUUCACUCAGAAAAUGGUUUGGUUUCCAUAUUAUGAAGAAGGUCAGGACAUCUAUGGUGCUUUAGACCUUGGAGGUGCCUCUACACAAAUCACUUUUGUGCCCUCAGGCUACAUUAAUGAGUCUACAUCUGAUAUUCUUUAUUUUUUACUCUAUGGCAAAGAAUAUAAUGUAUAUUCACACAGCUUCUUAUGCUAUGGGAAGGAUCAGGCUCUCCUGAAGAAACUGGCUAAGGACAUUAAGCAGGUUGAAAUCCAGGGCACUGGUAACUUUACAAGUUGCCAGCGAAGCAUCAAUGAACUCUUCAACACGAGUUAUUGUCCUUACUCCCACUGUGCCUUCAAUGGGAUUUUCAUGCCACAAAUCAAAGGAAAUUUUGGGGCAUUUUCAGGUUUUUACUAUGUGAUGGAGUUUUUAAAUAUCACAUCAGCAUCCUCUCUGAAAAAUGUUAUUAACAAAGUGGAAGCUUUCUGUUCUACACCUUGGAAAGAGAUAAAGGAAAAUUAUAGUCACGUGAAGGAGAAGUAUCUGAGUGAAUAUUGCUUUUCUGGCACCUACAUCCUCUCUCUUCUUCUGACCGGCUAUCAUUUCCCGGAUACAUCCUGGUCUUCUAUUCAUUUCAUGGGCAAGAUAUAUGAGAGCAAUGUUGGAUGGACCUUGGGCUACAUGUUGAACCUGACCAACUUGAUUCCAGCAGAGAAAAUACCAUCUGCACCUCUUUCUUAUAGCACUUAUGUCUUUCUUAUGGUCUUCUUCUCAUUGAUCCUGUUGGCAGUGAUCAUCACUGCUGUGCUUCUCUUUCACAAGCCUGAAUAUUUCUGUAAAGAUAUGGCAUAACAGGAGCACCUGAAAUCUGCUGGCUGGAUACAAAAAGAAACUUAUUCAGAAAACAGAUUCCUCUACAGUGACAUAUGAGUUCAUCCAUCAUUCCUCACCAAGACUAGGCUUGGCAUGCUUAUGAAACUUGCUGACUCCCUUUUGUGGGAUGUAGUCACCAUUUUCUGCCUCAAGACCAUCUGACAAAUGUCUCCAUCAGGAGUCCCAAUUUCUUUUUUCCUCACUUUUACUCUGUAUUUGUAUAGAGCUAAAGUCUGUCACCUUUCAAAUUUGCUUUAUAAAAAAGAAUUGAGAGUCCUGAUUACUGAGUGUGCUAGGAAGUUAUUCUG
Suncus etruscus (white-toothed pygmy shrew) is the source of this 1767-nucleotide messenger RNA. It is a transcript of the gene ENTPD1, whose product is annotated as ectonucleoside triphosphate diphosphohydrolase 1. Gene Ontology annotation, cellular component: plasma membrane. The transcript has 10 exons. Gene Ontology annotation, molecular function: GDP phosphatase activity; UDP phosphatase activity. The coding region runs from base 41 to 1438 and encodes 465 amino acids. Gene Ontology annotation, biological process: nucleoside diphosphate catabolic process. The record is from RefSeq and is a predicted model, not a curated record. NCBI's taxonomy places the organism in Eukaryota, Metazoa, Chordata, Mammalia, Eulipotyphla, Soricidae.